Messenger RNA from Desarmillaria tabescens, 1383 nucleotides. RefSeq lists its product as uncharacterized. Bases 1 to 1383 code for a protein of 460 amino acids. NCBI's taxonomy places the organism in Eukaryota, Fungi, Basidiomycota, Agaricomycetes, Agaricales, Physalacriaceae. The record is from RefSeq and is a predicted model, not a curated record. The transcript has a single exon.
AUGACACGGCAAUGUGUUCUAUUUCUCAAACAACACGUCAGCCGAGAGACUCGUUGGCGGCAAGGAGAAGACUUACCCUAUCACCCCGUCUACCGACUCUCUGUCCUUCGUACUUCAAACAUCUGCUGUUCUCUAACAGCAAUAGGAAACUGGAAUACGACCAGUCCUGUUCGUAUUCCUGGCAAGAGGUUUUACUACAUUUGUAAGGGAAGCCAACGGAUGAAACGACGACCACGCACCACACGAAAGAGUCGGCCUAUUAGGACAGCGCGUAAUCCGCAUCGACUAGCUAUCCGAAUUAAGGCGCAGACGUUUCCAAAUGCCGCCUCCAAAGGGUUCAGCACCGCCUCCGAACGUGAACUCAUCACGACUUUCUUCAAUUGCCUUCCCGGCUUCACCUUCAAUCUGGCAGAUAAGGAACUUGGAGAAAUUGCGGUCCAUCGAAUUUUGCAUAAAGUCCAGAAUUCCCGUUUUUCAUCCAUUCUUACUGUGAUACUGGAUCUCAUAACUGGCGGCAGGGAUCGACAGCAGCAUCGCCAAAGGAUUCUGCGCUCACCUCGAUUGGAAUUCCUUUGUCCGCUUGUUCCGGAGUCAAUCAGUUUCCAUAGUUUUUCAGUUUACCCCCGCGUGUCAAUCAUAACGGAAGCGGUGGUAAUCAAAAAGGAGUCAAAACGACUACUCACAGAUCAUUCACAGAGUGUCGAGUCCAGUACAGUAUCAUGGAAGCUCAAUUGGACAGAGAAAACUGAACACGAUCAAUUAAAUCAAUGUGUUCGGUUCAUCAAUAGCUCAACCGACGUACCCAGUGACGGUUUCAUCACCCCUAUCGCAGUAUCUCCCGGUAUCCCUUCUGGAUAUACAGAAAUCAGCCUUCUAGCACGUUCAACAGGCCUGCUAGCACUGACUGCGCCGUUAUCGGAGGUUGAUAUAGAAGCCUCGAGCCUUAAGCGAUGCCUACAAGCAUUAGGAAAUGAGGUGAAAGAUACGGAGUCCUCGAGGCAAUGCCCGAAGGAGAACACAAUCUCGAGCGUGAUUGGAACGAUGGCAGAAUCGAUUAGAUGGCAAUAUGAUGGGAUCAUCAAUAUCAUUCUCGUUUUGGAAACGGCACUUGCUGAUUCCCGCACGAAGCCUUCCUCGAUUCACUUAUCACCCGAACUUCGUUUUUACUUAUCCAAGCAUAAAGGAAGUUCUAAUCCACUUCAAAGGUUGUCCUUUGGUAUUCAUCGGUAUACGUGCUUGUUAUUGCUCAACAAGUUUCAGUCCAACUCGAUCUUCAACUCAUGUAACGGCAAGAAGCCUGCCAGUAAUGCCAUUUCCGAAGGUGAUCGAUCUGGUGAUCUUUGUGUGAAGGGUGGAGAAGCACUUGGAUUCCAGGAUUCAUGA